Messenger RNA from Aspergillus welwitschiae, 759 nucleotides. RefSeq names its product MOSC domain-containing protein. The record is from RefSeq and is a predicted model, not a curated record. The transcript has a single exon. Bases 103 to 678 code for a protein of 191 amino acids. Gene Ontology annotation, molecular function: molybdenum ion binding; pyridoxal phosphate binding; catalytic activity. NCBI's taxonomy places the organism in Eukaryota, Fungi, Ascomycota, Eurotiomycetes, Eurotiales, Aspergillaceae.
CCCGAUUAUAACUUCACAUAUCCUCUCCAACACAUCAACUCAUUCUAUACGAAAAAUAGCAAAUAAUCACCCAUCAACCAUCCCCUCUCAUCCAAAUCUAAAAUGUCCACCACAACUACCACCACAACCACCACGACCCUGACAGGGGCACCCACAGGACCCCGCGUCCUCUCCGUCUCCAAAUCCCCCACACACAGCAUCUCCAAAACCCCCGUUCCCUCCAUAACUCUCCUCCCCAACCACGGCGUCAGCGGCGACUGCCAUGCGGGCAAAAUCACUCAACACACUACCUCCACUACGCCAUCUUCUACAGCCAGCAACCUCCGCCAAAUCCACCUCCUCCCCAUCGAAUCCCUCCGUCACAUCUCCUCUACCUCCUUCAAGGGAAAGCAGCCCCUCACCCCCGGUGGAGUCGGCGAGAAUGUGACGACCGAGGGCAUCGAGUUGGGGAAUCUACCUCCAGGUACGGAGAUACAUUUCGGGGAUCAGGAUGGUGGCAACGGGGCAGUGGUUAAAAUUACAGAGGUGAGAGAGCCUGGACCGGGACUGGAUAAAGUGAGGCCCGGAUUGAGGGACGCGUUUCGGGGUGUGAGGAGAGGCUGGUGGGGGGUUUUGGGGGUUGUUGUGAAAGGUGGGGAGGUGAGGGGAGGGAUGGGGGUUAAGGUUGUGGUGAAGUAAAACCAUUCCAGUUGGAGAUUUUUGGGUGAGUGGUAAUAGGGGGGACUUGAUUUGGUGAUGAUGGUGGUGGUGAUGGUGGUA